CUCUUUUUGUCUCCCCCUCACCUUCCAUCAAAGGGAAGGGAAAAACAAAUGUUUAGAAUAGAAAACAAUUUUGAGAGAAAGGGAGGCCUUUUGUUUGCUUGUUCUCCAGCUGAAGGUCAGGCACCACACAGAAGCCCUUUCCUAGAGCUAUCAAUCAUUUAAUAAAACCCAGUUAAUCCAAUUUCAGUAGAGAGGGGGCUGCCUUCUCCUUUCUCCAGCAAAAUCUUGGUUGAUUGUCCGCAAAAAGUCCUGGUCUCACUGGAUAUACAGGAGGUCCUCUCGGAGACCCGGCUCAUUCCGAGGAGGAGGAGGCAGGUGAAUCCAAGUGGUGUGGGACGUCGGGCCCCAAGGAGCCAGUUCUCCCUCGAUCCCCAGCCAGUGGCCGGGGUCUCCGUAAGACUGGUGGAAAGCAAGCAGAUCGGUGCGGUGUGUCCGUGCGUGCGGCGUGGUGCGGCUGAGCUGGGGAGAACCGCAGUGGAGCCAUGGGCGCGGGGAGCUCGACAGUGAAGGCGCCUCCGGAGUCGCCGCAAGAUGCACGGGAGCCUGGAGCUGCCGAGGCCCCAGCGCUGGCGAAGCAGGAGACUGGCAGCGCCUUGGCUGAGGAGGCAACCGCAGCAGCUGCCCCGGAGCCUCAGGGGGACCACGCCACGAGCGCAGCCCCUGCCUCCCCUAAGAAGAAUGGACAAAUAAAUGACAUUAAUGGAAUGCCAGAAGGACAAGUGGGAGACCCAUACAAAGAGCAGGAUGAAGCAGUUAUCUUAGAGGUUGGACAAAGAGACCUCGAAAAUAUGUUUGAAAAAGAUGAUGUGAGUGAUACAUUGGUAUCUCAGACAGAAUUCUUUGUGGUAGAUGUGCAGGAGAGUGAGCAAGAAACAAUUGAAGAAAUGCCUUUGUCAGAAGAUAGUACAGAAGAGUUGGAGCAACCUUCAGAAUCCAGUGAUGUUGGGUAUAAAAAGGUUUUUAAAUUUGUUGGUGUUAAAUUGACUGUCAAAAAGGAUAAGAAUGAUAAAUCAGAUGAAGUUGAUGAUGGGGGACCAAAUGGAUCUGAAGAUUGCCAAGAUUAUAGCUCAGAAAAUGAAUUAGAAAGCCAAAAACAGAGUAUUCUUAGUAUAGAUAAUGAGAAAGAUGAUAAACAAGAAAAAGUGGGCAACAUAACUGGAUAUGAAAGUACAUCAUCAUUGAAAAAGUUUUUCAGCUUGGGUUGGAUUGGCUGGAGAAAAAAGUCGAGUAUUAAGAAAUAUAAGGAAGAUGAUGAACCAGAAGUGUCUGAGAAGGAAAAGGAGCAAGAGGUAGGAAAGAUGGAUUUAGUUGAAAUUUAUGAAGGGAAGAAAGAAGAGACUGCUGAACACCCAACUGUUUCUGAGCCUCUUCCCCCCAAUGAAGCCAUUGAAAUGCUGUCUGAGAAGGAAAAAGUAGUUAGAUCUCCUAAAGAUGAAGCUCAUGAAAUACAGCUGUCUUCUGAAGAGAAAGCUGCUCCAUUAGCUACAGAGGUGUUUGAUGAAAAAAUAGAGACUAUAGCAGAAAUUCAUGCCAGUUCUGUGGAAGAACAAGAACAAACUGAAAAUCCAAGCACUGAUGUAGAACAAGUUGAUGUGUCUUUGUUUCCUGCAUCAGCAACAAAUGAAACAAAACUUGGUGUGACAGGGAUGUUGGCCAAGACCAGUGAAUUGGUGUGCACCUCUAAAGAUGUAUCUGAAACAAGUCCUGAAGAAUCAGUUUUGUGUCAGCAACGUGAGGGCAUCACCAGUGAGGUAGAAAUACUGUCAUCACAAGAAAGAGGGAGAUUGCAAGGAAGCCCCUUAAAGAAACUUUUUAGUGGUACUGGCUUAAAAAAACUGUCUGGAAAGAAAUAUAAGGGAAAAAAGGGAGAUGAGGAAAUAAAGUCACAGGAAUUGGGGGAGCUUACACAGGUGUCAGUAGAUUCUUCAGAAACUCCAGAGGAUCAAAAGGGUGAAAGUUCUGCUUCAUCCCCUGAUGAACUAGCUAUAGAGAAGGGCAUAGUUGAUACACCACAGGAAGUUGGGAUUGAAGAUGAAGGUACUAUUUCUGAUAGUGAGAGAAGGAGAGAAAGUGGUGUUACUCCCUGGGCGUCUUUUAAAAAGAUGGUGACUCCCAAGAAACGUGUUAGAAAGCUUUCUGAAAGUGAUAAAGAAGAUGAAAUUGAGAAAGUCAAGAGUGCUACUCUGUCUUCAACUGAAAGUACAGCCUCUGAUAAUCAGGAAGAGUUAAAAGGAAAUGGAGAUGAUCAGAAGACAGAAGAGCCAAAACGGAAGGUUGAUACUUCAGUUUCCUGGGAAGCCUUAAUUUGUGUAGGAUCUUCCAAGAAAAGAGCAAGGAAGUCAUCCUCUUCUGAUGAAGAAGGAGGGCCUAAAGUUGUUAGUGUUGAAUACUAUAAAUCAGAAGAUUUGGGAAAAAACAAAGAAUCUGGGACAGAAAUAACACCUAUCCAUUCCUUUGAAGGUGAUCAAGGGCAGAUAAAUUCUUCCCCUGAGCUAGCUGGAAGCCCAGUUGAAGGUGAGGGAGUUUCCACAUGGGUGUCAUUUAAAAGAUUAGUUACUCCAAGGAAAAAAUCAAAAUCAAAAAUGGAAGAGAGAAAUGAGGAAUCUAUCAUUCUUUCUGGCACAGAACAUUCUGCUUCAGAUAUAGAACCUGUGAAAGAAGAAUCUUGGGUUUCAAUCAAGAAACUCAUUCCUGGUCGAAGAAAGAAAAAGUUUGAAGGGAAACAAGGACAGGUUCCUUUUGAAGAAGACCAGACAGGAGUUAUUGAAGAUGAUUCUGAUAUUCCAGCUGUUGUUCCUUUAUCUGAGUAUGAUGCAGCAGAACAAGAGAAAAAUGAAGCCCGAUAUGCAGAAAACAUCAAGGCAGCAAAAGAUUUGCACAAAGAGAAAUCUGGAAAAUUAGAAGAAGGUCUAGAAACAGGAGAGCACAUUGAGGGGCUGGUACAUGCAGCUACUGUGACUGUUGUGGAGGGGGAGAGAGCAGUUACAAGUAUUGAGGAAAGGUCACCCUCUUGGAUUUCUACUACAAUAACAGAGAGUGUUGAAGAAGCAACUGAUCAACCAGAAGAGCAAACUGAGGAGAUAUUUGAACAAGAAGUCCUUGUUAAAAGACCUGCUACUAAAACCUUGAGAGGGACAAAGGACAUUAGCAGGGGCCCAAUUGAUAGUGAGCUAGGGCUAACUUCUGAAACAGUGACAGCUGUAAAAGAAGCAACAGAUGAACCCAAACAGCCAAAUGGGAAGAUAGGUGAAAAAGAAAUCCUUGUUGAAAGACCUGGUACUAAAAGCUUGAGAGAGGCAAAAGACACUAGCAGGGACUUGAUUGUUAGUGAGCUAGAGCUAACUUCUGAAGCAGUGACAGCUGUAAAAGAAGCAGGAGAACGACCAAAGCAGCCAACCGAGGAGAUAGUUGAAAAAGAAGUCCUUGUUGAAAGACCUGGUACUAAAAGCUUGAGAGAUGUAAAAGACACUAGCAGGGACCCGAUUGUUAGUAAGCUAGAGCUAACUUCUGAAGCAGUGACAGCUGCAAAAGACGCAACGAAUCAACCAGGACAGCCAAUUAGGAAAAUAUUCGAAAAGGAGAAAACUGAAAAAAAAAUCCUGGUUGAAAAACCUGUUGCUAAAACUUUUAGAGGGACAAAAGACAGUAGUAGGAUCCCGAUUGUUAGUGAGCUAAAGCUGACUUCUAAAGCAGUGACAGCUGCAAAAGAAGCAACUGAUCAACCAAAACAGCAAACUAGGAAGAUAUCUGAAAAGGAGAAGUCUGAAAAAAAAGCCCUUGUGGAAAAACCUAUUGCUAAAACCUUUAGAGGGACAAAAGACAGUAGCAGGAUCCCGAUUGUUAGUGAGCUAAAGCAAACUUCUGUAGCAGUGACAGCUGCAAAAGAAGCAAGAGAUGGACCAAAACAACCAACUGGGAAGAUAGCUGAAAAGGAGAAAUUUGAAAAAAAAGUCCUUUUUGAAAAUCCUGGUACUAAAUCCUUUACAGGGACAAAAGACACUAGCAGGGGCCCAAUUGUUAGUGAGCUAGAGCUAACUUCUGAAGCUGUGACAGCUGCAAAAGAAGCAAGAGAUGGACCAAAACAACCAACUGGGAAGAUAGCUGAAAAGGAGAAAUUUGAAAAAGAAGUCCUUGUUGAAAGACCUGCUACUAAAACCUUGACAGAGGCAAAUGACACUAGUAGGGGCCCAAUUGUUAGUGAGCUAGGACUAACUUCUGAAGCUGUGACAGCUGCAAAAGAAGCAAGAGAUGGACCAAAACAGCCAACUGGGAAGAUAGCUGAAAAGAAGAAAUCUGAAAAAAAAGUCCUUUUUGAAAAACCUGGUACUAAAUCCUUUACAGGGACAAAAGACACUGGCAGGGGCCCGAUUGUUAGUGAGCUAGAUCCAACUUCUGAAGCUUCUUCAAGCUCUUCGAGUGCAGCAAUGAUUUCUGCACUUUCACAUUUCUCUGAUUCUUCUUAUCCCGGAUUUGCUACAACUGUGGAGAAGGUAGAUAGUCACACACCAGCUCUUACAAAACAAACACAGGAUGGAGUUCAGGUAGCCUUUGAAAAUGUUAAGCAACCAAGAGAUGUAAGCUUGAGAGAGGCAAAAGACACUAGCAAGGACCUGAUUGUUAGUGAGCUAGAGCUACCUUCUGAAGCUGUGACAGCUGCAAAACAAGCAGGAGAAAAACCAAAACAACCAGCUGAGGAGAGAGUUGAAGAAGAGGCAAAAGACAUUAGCAGGGCCAUGAUUGUUAAUGAGGUAGAGCUAACUUCUGAAGCAGUGCCAGCUGCAGAAGAAGCAACAGAAGCAAUAUAUGCUGAAAAAAUAACAAGAGCUUCUUUUGCAUCCUCUUCUGAUUACCCUUCGAGUAUAGGAAUGGGUUCUGAGCCCUCUUGGAUAACAGACAGGGUUUCUUCAAGCUCUUCGAGUGCAGCAAUGACUUCUGCACUUUCACAUUUCUCUGAUUCUUCUUAUCCCGGAUUUGCUACAACUGUGGAGAAGGUAGAUAGUCACACACCAGCUCUUACAAAACAAACACAGGAUGGAGUUCAGGUAGCCUUUGAAAAUGUUAAACCAUCAAGAGAUAUAAGCUUGAGAGAGGCAAAAGACACUAGCAGGGAUCUGAUUGUUAGUGAGCUAGAGUUACCUUCUGAAGCUGUGACAGCUGCAAAACAAGCAGGAGAAAAACCAAAACCAGCUGAGGAGAGAGUUGAAGAAGAGGCAAAAGACACUAGCAGGGAUCUGAUUGUUAGUGAGCUAGAGCUACCUUCUGAAGCUGUGACAGCUGCAAAACAAGCAGGAGAAAAACCAAAACAGCCAACUGAGGAGAUAGUUGAAGAGGCAAAAGACAUGAGAAGGGACCUGAUUGUUAGUAAGCUAGAGGUAACUUCUGAAGCAGUGCCAGCUACAGAAGAAGCAACAGAAGCAAUAUAUGCUGAAAAAAUAACAAGAGCUUCUUUUGCAUCCUCUUCUGAUUACCCUUCGAGUAUAGGAAUGGGUUCUGAGCCCUCUUGGAUAACAGACAUGGUUUCUUCAAGCUCUUCGAGUGCAGCAAUGAUUUCUGCACUUUCAGAUUUCUCUGAUUCUUCUUAUCCCGGAUUUGCUACAACUGUGGAGAAGGUAGAUAGUCACACACCAGCUCUUACAAAACAAACACAGGAUGGAGUUCAGGUAGCCUUUGAAAAUGUUAAACCAUCAAGAGAUGUAAGCUUGAGAGAGGCAAAAGACACUAGCAGGGAUCUGAUUGUUAGUGAGCUAGAGCUACCUUCUGAAGCUGUGACAGCUGCAAAACAAGAAAGAGAAAAACCAAAACAGCCAACUGAGGAGAUAGUUGAAGAGGCAAAAGACAUGAAAAGGGACCUGAUUGUUAGUAAGCUAGAGGUAACUUCUGAAGCAGUGCCAGCUGCAGAAGAAGCAACAGAAGCAAUAUAUGCUGAAAAAAUAACAAGAGCUUCUUUUGCAUCCUCUUCUGAUUACCCUUCGAGUAUAGGAAUGGGUUCUGAGCCCUCUUGGAUAACAGACAGGGUUUCUUCAAGCUCUUUGAGUGCAGCAUUGACUUCUGCACUUUCACAUUUCUCUGAUUCUUCUUAUCCCGGAUUUGCUACAACUGUGGAGAAGGUAGAUAGUCACACACCAGCUCUUACAAAACAAACACAGGAUGGAGUUCAGGUAGCCUUUGAAAAUGUUAAACCAUCAAGAGAUGUAAGCUUGAGAGAGGCAAAAGACACUAGCAGGGAUCUGAUUGUUAGUGAGCUAGAGUUACCUUCUGAAGCUGUGACAGCUGCAAAACAAGCAGGAGAAAAACCAAAACCAGCUGAGGAGAGAGUUGAAGAAGAGGCUAAAGACACUAGCAGGGAUCUGAUUGUUAGUGAGCUAGAGCUACCUUCUGAAGCUGUGACAGCUGCAAAACAAGAAAGAGAAAAACCAAAACAGCCAACUGAGGAGAUAGUUGAAGAGGCAAAAGACAUGAGAAGGGACCUGAUUGUUAGUAAGCUAGAGGUAACUUCUGAAGCAGUGCCAGCUGAAGCAGCAACAGAAGCAAUAUAUGCUGAAAAAAUAACAAGAGCUUCUUUUGCAUCCUCUUCUGAUUACCCUUCGAGUAUAGGAAUGGGUUCUGAGCCCUCUUGGAUAACAGACAUGGUUUCUUCAAGCUCUUCGAGUGCAGCAAUGAUUUCUGCACUUUCACAUUUCUCUGAUUCUUCUUAUCCCGGAUUUGCUACAACUGUGGAGAAGGUAGAUAGUCACACACCAGCUCUUACAAAACAAACACAGGAUGGAGUUCAGGUAGCCUUUGAAAAUGUUAAGCAACCAAGAGAUGUAAGCUUGAGAGAGGCAAAAGACACUAGCAAGGACCUGAUUGUUAGUGAGCUAGAGCUACCUUCUGAAGCUGUGACAGCUGCAAAACAAGCAGGAGAAAAACCAAAACAACCAGCUGAGGAGAGAGUUGAAGAAGAGGCAAAAGACAUUAGCAGGGCCAUGAUUGUUAAUGAGGUAGAGCUAACUUCUGAAGCAGUGCCAGCUGCAGAAGAAGCAACAGAAGCAAUAUAUGCUGAAAAAAUAACAAGAGCUUCUUUUGCAUCCUCUUCUGAUUACCCUUCGAGUAUAGGAAUGGGUUCUGAGCCCUCUUGGAUAACAGACAUGGUUUCUUCAAGCUCUUCGAGUGCAGCAAUGACUUCUGCACUUUCACAUUUCUCUGAUUCUUCUUAUCCCGGAUUUGCUACAACUGUGGAGAAGGUAGAUAGUCACACACCAGCUCUUACAAAACAAACACAGGAUGGAGUUCAGGUAGCCUUUGAAAAUGUUAAGCAACCAAGAGAUGUAAGCUUGAGAGAGGCAAAAGACACUAGUAAGGACCUGAUUGUUAGUGAGCUAGAGCUACCUUCUGAAGCUGUGACAGCUGCAAAACAAGCAGGAGAAAAACCAAAACAACCAGCUGAGGAGAUAGUUGAAGAGGCAAAAGACAUUAGCAGGGCCAUGAUUGUUAGUAAGCUAGAGGUAACUUCUGAAGCAGUGCCAGCUGCAGAAGAAGCAACAGAAGCAAUAUAUGCUGAAAAAAUAACAAGAGCUUCUUUUGCAUCCUCUUCUGAUUACCCUUCGAGUAUAGGAAUGGGUUCUGAGCCCUCUUGGAUAACAGACAGGGUUUCUUCAAGCUCUUCGAGUGCAGCAAUGACUUCUGCACUUUCACAUUUCUCUGAUUCUUCUUAUCCCGGAUUUGCUACAACUGUGGAGAAGGUAGAUAGUCACACACCAGCUCUUACAAAACAAACACAGGAUGGAGUUCAGGUAGCCUUUGAAAAUGUUAAACCAUCAAGAGAUGUAAGCUUGAGAGAGGCAAAAGACACUAGCAGGGAUCUGAUUGUUAGUGAGCUAGAGCUACCUUCUGAAGCUGUGACAGCUGCAAAACAAGCAGGAGAAAAACCAAAACAGCCAACUGAGGAGAUAGUUGAAGAGGCAAAAGACAUGAGAAGGGACCUGAUUGUUAGUAAGCUAGAGGUAACUUCUGAAGCAGUGCCAGCUGCAGAAGAAGCAACAGAAGCAAUAUAUGCUGAUAAAAUAACAAGAGCUUCUUUUGCAUCCUCUUCUGAUUACCCUUCGAGUAUAGGAAUGGGUUCUGAGCCCUCUUGGAUAACAGACAGGGUUUCUUCAAGCUCUUUGAGUGCAGCAAUGAUUUCUGCACUUUCACAUUUCUCUGAUUCUUCUUAUACUACAGGAUUUGCUACACCUAUGGAGGAGGUAGAUGUUGACACACCAGAUUUAGAAGCUCUUACAAAACAAACACAGGAUGUACUUCAGGUAGCCUUUGAAAAUGUUAAGCAAUCAAGAGAUGUAAUGUUAACAACUCAGAGUCUUGAAACUAACAGUAAUUAUCACCAAGAGACCAAUUUAACAAUGGGAGAAGCAGCUGUGAUGCAUGAUGAAGUUCAGGAAAAGGUACAAACAAGAAAAACUGAAGAUAUAACUAUUAAUGAUGAGCAGGAUGAAAUAAUUGAACAAAUAACUUCAGAAACUUUUGAUAAACUUGAAGCAGCUGAAAGUAGAAUCGAGGUGCAGGAAUGUAAAACACUCAAUGAUUUCCUAACUUGUCAAGCUGAGAGAACUAUCCAAACACCACAAAUUCCAAUGAAACCAAGAAUACCAGUUGAAAUAACUACAGAUGAAGGUACCUUAGUGAUACACUUUCAAGAUAAAAGUAUAAGACAGGAACAGCCUGUGGUGUUCCAGGAAGUCAGUGAAGGUAGUGAUUCAGCACCUGCCUUAGGAUCUGAAGUUGUACAAACAAAAAAGACUGAAGAAGAUAUUUUGACCAUUGAAACUCAGAGUUCCCGAAUUGUACAAAAUGUUAUUCAGUCUUCUGUUGAACUUGCUAGUGCAAAAGAGUCAAUGAUAAAAACUUCUCUUCAAGAUGCCAUUGAAACAAAGACUGAGCCAAAAGUCAAAGAGUCCCUUGAUUCAAAUGGACCCAAAUAUGAUGGGCCUUGUGAUUUGCCAAAAUCAGCACCUAUGGAAUCCUGAGACAUAAUGUCAAUUCAGAAUGUGAAGAAGACCAUGUAAGAAAAUGAAGGCUGCUGCUGAUUGGACUCAAGACUAAUUUGUUCCUGAACUGUGAGAACAGAAGAUUAGGUCUCACUACCUGAAGCCAUUCCAAGAGAGCCACUGACAACCCUGAGAAAUCAGGAGCUAUACUCAUCAUUUUUUUAUGUUUGGAUGUUAACAUUUCCUCUUUUUGAGAUAAAUUUCUUUCUUUUUUUUCCCACUUGAUAACAUGUGAUGUUUCUGAUUUAAUGACCUUAAUUCUGAACCUCAAGAGGAGCUGGAAACAUUUAGUUCCUUAUAUUUCAAAUAUUAGUUUAAAAUACUUCCAAAACUGGAGUGUAAUUCUUUAUGUAUUUAUAUGUAUAUCUUAAAUAAACCUUGUUCCGUUUUUAUUGUAUAUAUUUUCCUUUACUUACUGGUUAAGGAGAUAUUCCAUAAGGUGUGGACCUAUGUGUCUAUCACAUUAUAUGAAGUGCCAAGUGCACCUAACUGUGGUAAAGCAUGGAGGAAUUUGAAGCCACAAAGAAACCAUAAGUGCUGUCCCGAUUGCUGCUUCUAUGAAAGACCUUUCUGGUCCAAAGGUACAAUUCCUACUUAGACAUCCCUUUGUGUUUGUAACCCCAUUUGUAUUAUUACUCAAAUAGGGGUUUUUUCACUGGGCACAGAGUGAAAAUUUGUGGGAACAUUGAAAAUUAGCCUAUUGAUGGAUUUACUUUAAGAUCUAGUGGAGGCUGGCAAGAAGCCUCAACAAUUCCAAAUUUUGCAGAUUUUAGGCCUUUCCCUGAUUAUUUAAGAAUGGAUGUUUAGACAUGAGUGUGCUUAAAAGACUGAGCCAAAAAAAUGUUUUUUUGAUGUUUUUGAAAAGAGAAUGCAUUGCUUAAAUUUUUGGAUUCUACUGUUCUUGUAUCCUGGACCAUCAUACCCAUAUACGCUCAGCAUGAAAGAGGGCAAGUUCUUUAGAAAGUGGCUUUUGAUAGAUUCUAGAUUAUGUCUUCUCCAUAUAUAUGUCCACUUGUCCUAACAGUGUUUCAUUAUGUUCGUAUACAUUUGGUAAACUGUGAUUUGACAAGUGAUUUAAAUAAAAUAUUUGCUUACA
Messenger RNA from Monodelphis domestica (gray short-tailed opossum), 10119 nucleotides. The record is from RefSeq and is a predicted model, not a curated record. Lineage: Eukaryota; Metazoa; Chordata; Mammalia; Didelphimorphia; Didelphidae.